This is a messenger RNA of Calliphora vicina (urban bluebottle blowfly), 2400 nucleotides long. It is a transcript of the gene Cdc45, whose product is annotated as cell division cycle protein 45. Gene Ontology annotation, cellular component: DNA replication preinitiation complex. Gene Ontology annotation, molecular function: single-stranded DNA binding; DNA replication origin binding; chromatin binding. The record is from RefSeq and is a predicted model, not a curated record. Lineage: Eukaryota; Metazoa; Arthropoda; Insecta; Diptera; Calliphoridae. The transcript is spliced from 2 exons. Bases 206 to 1942 code for a protein of 578 amino acids. Gene Ontology annotation, biological process: mitotic DNA replication preinitiation complex assembly; double-strand break repair via break-induced replication; DNA replication initiation.
CACAAUAAACAUAUUAUCAUUUAUUUUUUGUUAAAAUUACUAAAAGAAAACACUGAAUAAAAUGUAAAAAAAUGUACAAUGUUCCAAUAUUAAAUUAAACCAUUUAAAUAAAAAGACAGUAAAAUUAUUGUGUUGUUUUGUAGUGAACCGACGACAAUUGUUAGCCCUCUGAAAAACUUACCUCUAAGAAAAUCUAACAAAAACUAUGUUUAUUCAAGAUUUACGGCAAGGUUUUUAUAAUCAAUUGAUUGGCAAAAGGAUUUUAAUUAUUGUCAAUUAUGAUAUCGAUGCAAUUUGCGCUAGUAAAAUUCUACAGGCUCUAUUUAAAUAUGACCACAUGCUGUAUUCAGUUGUACCCAUUAUGGGCUUGGCAGGUCUGCAGAGGGCAUAUAAUGAGCAUCAAGGUGAUGUAAAGUUUGUGUUAUUGUUAAAUUGUGGUGGCUGUGUUGAUAUUGUGGAAUUGCUGCAACCAGAAGAAGAUGUGACAUUUUUCAUAUGUGAUUCUCAUCGACCAUUGGAUGUGUGCAAUAUAUACAGUGAUCGCCAGGUUUGCAUAUUAGGCGAUCCUUCGUCUGAAGAAAAUAUACCAUCAUUUGAAACAAUAUUUUGUGAAUCGGAUUCCGAGGAAGAUGACGAUGGUGAUGACGAAGAUGAGGAAAUCAACGACAGCGGUGCUGGAGAAUCGGAUGCCGAAAACGAAGAUGUCAACUCGCGGCCUGAGCGGCCAAAAAAAUUAACUCGCAUGGAAAAACAUGAGCAGCGUAUAAUGAAACAACGUCAAAGACGUGCUUGGGAAAACGAACGCGAUCGCAUAAUGUUUGAAUACACACAGUACAGUUUCUAUGGACGCUCCUCGGCUUUAGCCAUAUUCGAAUUGGCCUGGAAACUGUCUAAGGAUAAUAUGGAUCUGUUAUGGUGGGCCAUUGUGGGCAUUACGGAACAGUUGAUUUUGGGCAAGAUUGAAAGCAGUGCGUAUACUUUAGAAAUUGAUAAUAUACAAUCACAUGUCUCUCGUUUAACAAAUAAAACUAACGAUCAGAGUAAUUUGAGUGCAUCGAAGAUACAUUUUGAAAAUGAUUUGCAUUUGGUUUUGUAUCGCCAUUGGAGUGUGCUGGAAUCGAUGCGCUACUCCAUGUAUGUGGCGUGCAAAUUGAAAUUAUGGACUUUGAGAGGUGAGAAGAAAUUACACGAGUUGUUGGUGGAAAUGGGUUUGCCCUUGAUACAUGCCCGUCAAACUUACACAUCCAUGGAUUUGGUAUUGCGACACGAAUUCUUUUCUAUGAUAGAGCGCUGUGCUGAGAAGUAUGGUAUACCAGAUGUUAUUUAUGGUUCCUUUACAUUACAAUACGGUUAUCGUAAUCGUUACUCGGCCGCAGAUUAUGUUUAUUCCAUGUUGGCCAUUUUAGAGCCAGUUAAGAAGGACAAGACACCCGAGGAUUGUUUUCUCGAGACUUUAGAUGGCCUGGGUCGUAAUCACAAGGAUAUUUUAAAUGCUGGCAUAGAAGGAGCUAAACUUUUACACCAAGCAAUUUUUAAACAAGUACAAAGUAGUUUAGAAGCCCAUCAAAUUCAUUCAACUGGUUCGUUUUUCUACUAUAUACUCAAUGAAGAAAAUACCUACUUCUCGUAUCCGUAUGGCUUAAGCAUGCUGGCAAAAUUUAUUUUAAACGGUCAUGUUGCAGUCUCACGCAGCCGCCAGGCACGCGAUCUACCAAUGAUUGCUAGCUGUCCCAUAGACACCGAUAGUGGCCUUUGCCUUUUGGUUGGCAUACCUCCCGUACGCGAGGAUUCGCCGAAGAAUUUCUUUGGCAAAGCAUUCGAGCAGGCUGCUCAAAAAUGCAAUGCAGCUACGUUACAGGAUCAUUUUGAAAGUUCCCUUAUACAAAUACGUCAAAAUGAUCUAACACGAUUUUUUGACGCGUUGACCGUACUUCUAACGUAAUUUAAUGUUUUUUUUUAAUGCUUUUCUUUUUAAGAUUUUUUUUUACAAAAUUAGUAUAAUAUUCCACUUGAAAUCUUGAAUCAAAUCUAGCAUUUGGAAAUUCUUAAACAGCUUUUGAUAAGUUUAGAAUGACCAACUGUUAUUUAUAAAAUUUAAUUUGUUUAGUUUAUACAUAUAUUUAAUUAAGAUACUUAAGGGACCUUUUCUAAGAAAUGCAUAAUUGUUAUUUGCCAGAAAUUAUAAACUCUACACUACGAAGCAAAUUUCCACAUUUAACUUAUUGUUUCUUAUAUGUUUUAGGAUUAAUGGACUUUAGUUUUUAGUGAACAUUAUUUGUUAAACGAUUUAAAAAUAACCUUAUACAUUUUAGCUUUUAUUUGUUAUUAUAAAAACAAUCAUAUGUCAUAUUUAACCACAUACAGAUAAAAUACAAAACAUUUACCAUUAUUUCAUCACAA